Molecule: messenger RNA, 1314 nt
Organism: Pseudozyma hubeiensis SY62
Lineage: Eukaryota; Fungi; Basidiomycota; Ustilaginomycetes; Ustilaginales; Ustilaginaceae
Exons: 2
Coding region: 1-1314 (437 amino acids)
Biological process (GO): mitochondrial proton-transporting ATP synthase complex assembly
Cellular component (GO): mitochondrion
Source: RefSeq, a predicted model, not a curated record
AUGUCGAGCUCGGAUGAGACGAGACGGGAUUCAAAUCAUCGAGACGAGUGGCAUCGCCAUAUCGCCAAGAGACCGGUCGAGGUUGACGGGGAACACCAAGAGACGGACGCCUCAAGACGAGUGCAAUUCAACUGCCCAGCUGCAGAACCGAAAGAAGCUUCGACAAUCGGCUACUGCAAUGUACGAGAGCGAGCGAGCGAGCGCGCUGAGUGCGUCGAAGAGACAGGGAUGAAGGAUGAUGGAGAUGAAGGUUGCAGACGACGAUCUGGGGCAGAGAGACGUGCAUCAACCCACCAAGACGCCGCUGCCACGGACGGAAUGGUCCGAUGUGCCGGGCGAGGAGGGUCAAAUUCCCUCGAAAAGGUGAACCUCCUUUAUGGACGUUCGCCAAAGCACAGUUGGAAGAUCCUGCUCUCGCACUUCUUCCUCAUCGUCUUCUUUCAACCCAUCAUUCUCAACCGUCUCUCUCGCCCAGCAUCAAUGUUCGCACUACGAUCCGCCCGGAUCACCUUGCGCACAUCCCAAACCUUCCCUCUUCGCUCGCUGCACACUUCCAUCCCCAACCUCGAAGAAGCAGCGCUAAACCGAGCCGAGCGACUCAAAGCACGUUUCUGGAAGACAGUCACCCUCCAACCACCCACUUCCUCCAACCCUGGCUAUCAGAUUCUACUCGAUGGACGAUCCAUCAAGACACCUUCCGGUCAACCGAUCGUGAUCCCAGCUGAUAGGGAGUUGCUCGCCACGUGCAUCGCACAAGAAUGGUCGGAACAGGGUAAAACGCUCAAACCACACACACUGCCCUUGACGAGCUUGGCAGCUCGUGCAUUGGAAUCAUGUUCCGUACAAGCAGAGAGGAGAGAGAUCGAGGGAGAUCUCUUGAGGUACUUGGAUAACGAAACGGUGUGCUUCCAAGAGACCCAACCAGCAGCACUCGUCGAACUCCAGAAACUCCACUGGACACCUCUGCUCGACUACAUCAACUCGACCUACUCCACCUCGAUCGCACCUUUCACCGGACUUCUCGGCGGCGAACACCCCGAAGGAACACGAGAAACCUUCCAGUCCCACCUGGAAAACCUUCAAAACUUCGACCUCGCAGCGUUCGAAAGGAGCGUCAUGCUCACAAAGAGCUUUCUCGUCAGCAUAGCGCUCGUCAGCGGACAGUUGAGCGUAGAGCAGGCAGCAAGCGCAGCAGAAGUCGAAGUCCAGAGCCAGAUCAACCGAUGGGGUAGCGUCGAGGACAGCCACGACGUGGAUCAGGCAGAGAUGAGGAGGACGCUCGGUAGCGUGGCUAUUGCUACCGUUAGGAAUUAA